This is a messenger RNA of Eurytemora carolleeae, 2838 nucleotides long. RefSeq lists its product as uncharacterized. The transcript is spliced from 6 exons. Bases 52 to 2406 code for a protein of 784 amino acids. The record is from RefSeq and is a predicted model, not a curated record. NCBI's taxonomy places the organism in Eukaryota, Metazoa, Arthropoda, Copepoda, Calanoida, Temoridae.
UAAAUGUUCAGAUGUAGCAUGUUUAAAUGAAACCCUUAACAAAAAUGAGAAAUGAUUAAGUACUUGAUUUACAUUGUUCUGACUACCCCUGUACUGGGAGAUGAGGUCGGAUACACCCAUCCCUGUGAUACUGAUCUAGCAGGGAACAGUUCUCUAUGCCAGGAGCUGGCGGAGAAAAGAAAUAUUGGGAUUGCACUCCUUGAACCCAACCUUGAUAUCGACCUGGAUCGAACAGUAGAUAUCGAGGGAAUAUCAAAUUUUAUCUCAAGUAUACCUGGUCAAGCAACUGAUGCUGUUGCCUCAGUUCCAAUUGAGCUCUUCAACUCUUAUAAAAACUUCGCUAAAGGGGUUCGGCGAGGGUUUGAUGAUAUUGUCGGAAAACUGAAUCUUGGUCCCCUCGGACAGCUUACACAGCUCGGACAACUAGGAUCCGGAUACCAAACCAAGAGAAAUGUGCUCGAGCCAGAGAAAAUUAAAGGGGAUGAUCCGUUUUCUCCGUACAGUAGCAACUAUAUCGGAGAACUGCAGUACAAUAAGAAUUCUCCAUCCUACGUAACUCCUAGUCCUGGUUUAAGUCUAGCACAACUUCUACCAUCAAUAAACUUGAAAAGCAGUACAGUUUCUAGCGGACCUACACCUAAACCUUUCAGACCAUUUUCUUCAGUUAUCUCUAAAUUUAAGUCUGGGUUCUCAACUCCCAAACCAAACAGUUUCUCCUCCCAAAAAUACUCCGACCAGAACGGAAACUUUAAUCUUAAUCUUAACGGAAACAAGGGAUUCUCACAGGUGACUACUCCGGCCUAUUCUCUCUCAUCGUAUUGGCGAAAUGAUAAUUCUAAAGAGUUCGGAGAGAAGAUAUUUGAUGAGUUUCCGGUGAAUUUAAUCCCAGCUGAAGCAGCUCAACACAACGUACCUCCUCUUCCUUCUCCUACUCAAUAUCCUACUCCUAUUCAUUAUCCUCUUCCUACUCAAUAUACCACUCCUUAUCCUUCUCCUACUCCUUAUCCUUAUCCUACUCCUACUCCUACCCCAACCUAUAUUAUAUACACUUCUCCAGCUCUAUCUCAAACCUAUCCUAGUGUAACCCAACCUACGUCUCCAGGUGUAGACUACAAUAGAAUUUCCGGGACCAACCACAUUGAUAGCUUGGGAACACUGUUCCAGAACUAUGAGACCUCUACACAAAGUGUUGUGACCCAAGUCGAAUCAACUGCUCAGAGUUUGGAGGUUUCUGAAGAAGUCUUUGACGAAUCUACUCAUAACUACGGAAUACAGGAGUCAGGGGAUAACUACGGAAUACAGGAGUCAGCGGAUAACUACGGAAUACAGGAGUCAGCUGAUAACCUUGUUGAUGACUAUGAAGCAACGGAAUCCAACGAUGAAGAAAAUGAGCUUGAUGACGUUGUUUGGCCGGUGAAACCCUUUAAACCUUACAAUCCAAUCUCCAACCAGCCCACCAACACUUUCAAACCUUACAAUCAGAAACCCAAGCUAUCCCUGGUUCCCUAUCCAGACUUCCUUUCGCCAAUUUCUUCUACCUCAACUUCUCCGACAACCACUGUCUCCAGAAGGCCUGGAGUAUCAAAAAUGGAUUCAAAACCAAAAUUGGAUUAUAAUGUUUACAACACCAAUUAUAAUUAUGUUGAUUCAGGUUCGGGUUCAGGGGUUCCAGCACCGGGUUCAGGAUACAAUCCUCCAAGCACUGAAAACAAUGGAUACAACUCGAAUUCGUACCAACCCCAAAAUAUUUACAAAAAUCAGUAUCCUGGGCAAGGGGAAAGUAGUUUAGACAGAAAGAACCAAUAUCCUCAACCUUAUCUCCGAGCCCCUGUCUUUAAGAAAGGAGAACAGAAGAAUAAGAAAAAUAAGUAUUCUCAACUCGAAGGCUUGAAUUAUAAGAAGUACAAAGGAGGAAAACCAAACCAAUCCUCUCCGCAUAAAUCCAGCCAAACCUUCCAGAAUAUUCUGCAAAAUGUUGGAGGACGAAGGUUUGAUGCUGUGGCAGUAGACUCCGGAGAGAGGAGAGAUACUGAGCAGUGGGACGGAUACUGGGAGACGAACCCUGCUUACAGUUUUAGAAAACCCCCCGGAGCACGAAGCAGGGGUCAUACCUUCUCUAAGGAGAAAAUGAACAGAAAGACAGGAAACCAGAAAAAGGAUGAUAUCUACUACCAGAGUAGGAGGUCUCAGGAGAUUUUAGAGGAACAAAGAAUUCGGAGCAACGAGGAACCUUACUUUCAAGAUGUAAGAACGGAGAAUCCUAAAAUCAAGGAUGAAUCCUAUAACUCCAGGGAGAGGAAUAAGGAGGAGAGCACAAAAAUGAACUCGCAAGCCUAUCGCCGAGCUUUGAUGAACUAUGAUUCAAGAAAACAAAGACGACAAACACAGUCCAAAGAAAAAGAUUAAAAAAAUUAAUCCCAUUUGUAAAUAAACAUUAAGACUGGUAAAUGCUGAUUUCAGUUUGAAAUCUUAAAUUAAUUUUCUCCAUCCCUAUCUGAACGAUUUCUGUAAGUAAACAAUUGUAUUGUGAUUCGUAGUUUUUAAUGGAUUAAUUUAAAAUCUGGGAUAUUGCCAAAAUACUGGAUAGAGUGAAGGUUGAAGAGCAUGAAGGUCAAACAAUUAAUUCAUCUUUUGUUGACGUUAAUUUCUGUUCUAAAAUUGUUUAAUAUUUUUAUUGCAUCCAAUUAUUAAAUGAAUUUAAGGUUAAGCUGCGAGGUUUCCAAACUAAGUUUAUAUUUGAUUUUCUACAAAAAUAUUGAAAACAAAGGGAACACAUGUGCAACAUAGAUUAUUGUUUCGGGACACACAGUUUUCUCAGAAAGGAAAAGAGUGAUGGGA